AUGUGUAGCCAAGGUCACUUCAAUCGGCGGGCGCUGCAUGACGUUUUCGGUUUUAAUCUGCAGCAUGCUCACUCUGGCAACGUGCAGUAUCUGCAAGACGGGCACAGAAGUGUGGCGCCACAGUGCUCAGACAAGUGGUUGAAGAUGCUUCCCGUGCUCAAUGCAAUGACAGCUGUCAAGUUGCCUCCACGUGGCCAAGCUUUCGGCCAUACCAUCACUGCGACGGGACUCUAUUCAGCUCAAGAGACAUCCUCAAGCUUCAAUAGCUUUGGGCUGGUAGACUUGCAGCUGGGCGGAGGCAAAGCCGCCUACUUCGCUUUCGACUGGCACGACGAUGUGCCACAAGAGAGGCGCGCUUGGGCGAUAACUUUCGCCAUGCUCGCCGGAUGCAACGAAGAUCAGGUCGAAGUCAGCGAUGUGCCGGUGGACUCAAGAGCUCGAGGAUGGCAGGCACCAGCUCCAAGAAUGCACAAGGUGUCUUACGAACGGUCAGAGUCUGCAGGUAUGCCCUACCAGUCCAUGCAGUUGGGACCAGGGAACAGACAGGUGCCGAACCCUGGAAAGCAUCGGGCAGAAGCUUCCUGGCCGCGCAGGCUGCAGGAAGAGGGUCAGGCACUUGAUGCUUGGGAAGAGGCAUCGCUGACUGGCGACCCUGUGGAGCCCGAUUUGGAGGUUUCGAUCGCGUUGACCUGCCCAUUUCGGCCGGACUCGAGCGACAGUAUGGUGCCCUUGGCCUACCCGUGCAGGAGUCCAUGGCCACUGGGACCGGCCAGCGGCGGCGACUUUCGACUUCCGAGAGGUGGAUGGGCAAAGAGCUCUCCAAGCUUUCAGCCAAGACAUUCGAGGAUGCAGCGCUUGAAAGCGGCAAAGCUUGACAUCCAGAAGUCUCCACGGGCUUCUGCUAUGCUGCCGAUUCUUUUUGUUUCUGCAGCAGUGGCGAAUCGAGUUUCAAACCGUGUUCUGUUGGCACCGUUGCUGCGUCAUACGUAUUUUCUGGCUCUCACGACCACCUUGGCUCAACUGUCGAUCUACUGUGUCUGGCUGUGGCAGAGUUUUCGCCAAGGACAGAUCACAAAGUCCAUGUGGGACUAUGCCAUGUCCAAUCCAGUGUUGCUGGGAGCCUUCGGCCUGUGCGAGGGAGCCUUCUUCCCCUUGGUCUUUUACUCGGCAGCGCGGCUGCCCGGAAGCUUGGUCCAAGUCCUCAACCAGAGCCUCAUACCAUUCACUGUGCUCUUCAGCUUCAUCUUUCUGAGCCGACGCUAUGACAGGAUCCAACUCCUAGGUGUUUUGGUUGUUCUUUGGGGGGUGACACUAUUUACAUCCUUGCCUCGAAGCACCGGAUCGUCCUCAGUGUUCGUCAUUCUCUGCAUUGCGGCUUAUGGGCCAAGUGCCCAGGCCAUGGUCGUCAAGGAGACUGUCUUCGUUCAGUUCUCACAGAAGCAAACGCGAGGUGGGUCUGAGUCGAGUCCAUUUGAUGCCUCGCUUUUCCUGACCAUCGGUACUUGCUGCCGCUGUGCCAUUCAACUGCUGGCCUGGCCAUUGUUUCUGCAACUGGUGUCUCCAGGCCUUGGCAUCAGGAGCUGUGCGACAGCCGGUGCGAUGGCAAUGAUGCAUCCUGCUGUUCUUCCCCUGACGAUAUUCUACAUCAUGGCGAAUGUUGGCAUCAGCAUCACUGCUCUGCUGCUCGUGCAGAAGUCAUCAGCAUCGACCGUAGUUCUUGCCAAUGUGGUUGCGCUGCCGUUGUCGGCGCUGAUCUUCUGUCUUCCACUGCCAUCGCUGGAGCGGCAGGUAUUCCAAUGGCGAUUCGCGGUCAGUCUCUUGCUGAUUGUUCUGGGGAACUUGCUCUAUAGCCAUCGUUCAUUGCUCAGUGAAGCCGAUGCCAGCACCUGUGACGGCAUUCGAGAGAAGAUGCUGGACAACCUGGUGACUCCUGAAUCAGGUUUCUACGCUGCCCUGGCGCCUGACAUGUCGCUCCACCUCCUGCAUUUUGCUCCGCCGCACAUCAUCCGAGCCCUCUCCGAAUGCCCGCCGAUCGAGAGGAUCGAAGAGUCAGUGCUCCAGAUGAAUGCAGCCUGCAACUUCCGCGAUGCUAGAGGUGAUGAUGCGUCGGAAGGCUUAUACACCAGCUCGACGGCAUUCCUGCGAUUGCACCUUUUCCAAUCGCAACUGGGGGUGGAGAUGCUGAGCCAGCAUUUGCAGAAGCAGGUUUGCAGGCGACCGCUGUGCAGAGGCUAUGCGGAGGUUCUGCGCCAACGCGUGAGGGGAUGUCCCGAGGACGCAGGGCACAAGGGCGUCAUCGCCAGAGUGGCUCGAGCUGUUGACACUACCAUGGCUUCAUGCCUGGAGGUCCACAGCGCCAGCCACGGCGAUGCAACUCACUCGGAAGUCUCGUCUGGUGGUGGAGCCCUGGCCGGGGUGUGGUCCAGCGAUAUGAGCGAGAAGAACCACGUGUUGAUAUCAGGCCUCGAUACAGGCAGCGCUGCGGAAAUGCGUGCUGUGGAAGCUGCAGUUGGCAGGAUCUUGGCCGAUGAAUUGCAGCUUCCACUGUUUGCUUUCGAGGAGCGGGGUCAAAGCUUCGCCGAUGUCUUCGAUCCACUUCUUGGAGGGCCGAACGUGUUCACCGUCACUGAGUCUCGCCUGCGUGUCGCUGCUCAGCUUACGCCCCUGCCGAGUGGGGAGCCUUUCGACGAGUCAGUUGGGCGCUUCAAUGAGCCGAAGCAGGAGAUCCCUGUGCAGCAGAAUGCCUACUUUGCCGAGCAGCACAACCUUCAAAUGCUUGCAAUCCAACCUCGGUGGAACGAACAAGGCAUUGAUCCUUCACGGCUGAGGAUUCGAAUCAUCUUCGAGGAAGUCGUGACAAAAGAUGAUCCGUCCGCGGUCAUUAGGGUAUUCCCAGUGGCGUUGCGAGAUAUCUGUUCGAGCCUGCAGCCGGAUGACGAACUCCAGUGGCAGAUGUUUCCGGCAGACACCGGUCUUGGGUCUCUUGAGCCUGCCAGUGGUGGAUCCGGCGCUGAUCCCUUGGACAGCGUACCCGUCGGAUUCGUUUGUCACGUCAUAGCAGCUGGAGAUGACGUUCAGGUCCUUGCAAGUGGUGAGGUGCUGCAGAUAGAACUGUCGCAGCCUCUUCUCCGCAACACCAAAUAUGUGGUUUUGCUGCCGCCGCGCAUCGUGAAAGCCGCCAUGGGCAGUACGACUUUCCCAGGUGCUCUCUGGGAGGGUUGGCCAAGCGAGGAAGGCCAAGACAACCAGGAGUAUGUGUUCACCACGGGAACCCCCAAAGUGUCCAACGCGAGGCUUUCCAUUGCCGUCAGCUGCAGUUCCGAAGAGGAGUGCGAACGGCAGAGGCGCCUGGUCAGCGAGCAAGGCAUGGAGGAUCUUGCGAGCCGCGCAUCCUGUUUUGCAGCAUGGUUCCGCUGCAACCAGGAUCCGGUUGCACAGAAACAUUGCGAGAUUCCUGAUCAAAGUACGCAGUGGUGUGACCCUCAUGGCAGCUGGGCACCUUCUUGGUCUCCACCACGGAAAAAGCAGGAUGUCCAGUUGAGCAGUGUCCCAGAUCAGGCUGUCUCGGAGGUGCAGUCAAUCUACUUGCCGAGUUGGGUCUACAUUGUGUCCUUAGCUGCCUGGGUACAGGGCACCUUUGCAACUCUGCGAGCAGCUUGGUGGGUGAGCGACCUUUACACGCAGAGCCGCGACUUCGACCCGUACGUCGCGCAGGGCAGCCGCAGCUUGCCCUUGAAAGCUUGCGCCGUCUCUAUGGCAAUUCCGCUGUUGGUCGGCAUCCUUGGCGCAUUCUUUGCUGUUCCUGUCUUUCGAAUUGCUGUGCGCGGAUUGUGGAGCCAGGGCGGUAGCAACCAGCAAGGGGCUUUGGUUGAUGCUGAACGGCUUCACCAUCAACUAGCAGCUGCGUUUACCGUGUGCUUCUGUGCGAGUGAGGCCUUCACAGCUGUUUUUGCGUACAGCCUCAUCGCCCGCUUCAAGAGUUGGGUCGCAGACAAG
Symbiodinium necroappetens is the source of this 3996-nucleotide messenger RNA. The record is from the annotation of a GenBank genome assembly. Lineage: Eukaryota; Dinophyceae; Suessiales; Symbiodiniaceae.